AGCAACAGCUUGCAUUUGCAAAAACAGUUCUGCGUACAACUACAAUCACAAGCGAGUUGAUAUAAAGGAAAUUAUAUUUUUCGUGUUUGUGAAAGACUGACAGAAAGUAUGGGUGUUCCAGCAUUUUUCAGGUGGCUGAGUAAAAAAUAUCCGUCGAUUGUUGUGCACUGCUUGGAAGAAAAGGCAAAAGAAGUUGACGAAGUGAGGAUUCCAGUCGAUACUACGCAGCCUAACCCCAAUGAUGUAGAGUUUGACAACCUCUACCUGGACAUGAAUGGAAUCAUUCAUCCAUGUUGUCAUCCAGAGAAUAAACCUGCGCCAAAGGAUGAAGAUGAGAUGAUGCGUGAGAUCUUCUUGUACAUUGAUCGCCUGAUCAGCAUAGUGCGCCCUCGCAGGUUGCUUUACAUGGCCAUCGAUGGAGUAGCUCCUCGUGCCAAGAUGAACCAGCAGCGUUCACGUCGAUUCAGAGCUUCAAAAGAGAGCAGAGAUAAAAGGCAAGAUAUAGCAAGGAUACGAGCUGAGAUUGCAGACCGUGGGGGAUACCUCCCUCCUCCUAAGGCCAAAGAAAGCCACUUUGAUAGCAACUGCAUCACCCCUGGUACAGAGUUUAUGUUUCGUCUUGCUGACUGCUUGCGUUAUUACAUCACUGAGAGAUUGAACAGUGAUCCUGGCUGGAAAGACAUCAAGGUGAUCCUUUCUGAUGCUAACACACCAGGAGAAGGUGAACACAAGAUCAUGGACUACAUCAGAAAGCAAAGAGCCAAUCCAGACCAUGACCCAAACACUCACCAUUGUAUGUGUGGUGCUGAUGCUGAUCUGAUUAUGUUGGGUCUUGCUACCCAUGAGGUGAAUUUCACCAUUAUCCGUGAGGAGUUCAAACCAAAUCAGAGAAGAGCUUGUGAGCUGUGCAACCAAGAAGGCCAUGAAAUGAAGGAAUGCCAGGGGCUUCCCAAAGAAAGAGCAAACGAGCUGGACACGAUACCUGUACCACAAGGAGCUGAAACAGAGUUCAUAUUCCUCAGACUCAACAUCCUCAAAGAGUAUCUGGAGAAAGAGCUGUGGAUGACAGGGUUACCUUUCACCUUUGACCUAGAGAGAGCCAUUGAUGACUGGGUUUUUAUGUGUUUCUUUGUGGGUAACGACUUCUUGCCUCAUCUGCCUUCACUUGAAAUCAGGGAAGGGGCGAUUGACAGGCUGAUACGACUUUACAAGAAGGCUGUCUACAAGACAAAGGGCUACUUGACCGAGAAUGGAGUGGUGAACCUAGAACGUGUCCAGCUGAUGAUGACCGACCUGGGUGAAGCAGAAGAUGAGAUCUUCAAGAAGAGGAGAACCACUGAGCUGGGCUUCAGACAGAGAAACAAGGAGAGGAACAAGAGGCAGCGAUCAUCAAACGCACCAGCUUUUGUACCAGGAGGUGUGCUUGCUCCUACACCUAUCACUGGUGGACCAUCAUCUAGCUCAGCUCAGCAGAUCUUAGACCAGCGUAGGGAUGCUAGGACGUCAUCAAGGGAUAAUGCUAACCAGAGUGCAGCUGAUGCAAUGAGAGCUUCUUUCAAAGGAGGAGAGCAGAGAGGCACUAAGAGGGGCCGGGGUGAGGAGGAGGAUGAAGACAAGGAUGAUACUGUCAGGUUAUGGGAAGAUGGCUGGAAGGAGCGUUACUAUCGAAACAAGUUUGAUGUUCCUUCCUCUGACCAUGAUUUCCGUGCAAAAGUGGUUGCGUGCUAUGUCGAGGGUCUCUGCUGGGUGCUUCGGUACUACUAUCAAGGGUGUGCCUCAUGGAAGUGGUACUUCCCUUAUCACUACGCCCCAUUCGCUUCUGACUUCCUGGAUAUCAAAGACCUCCCUAAUGACUUUGAGAAAGGAACGGAGCCUUUCCAUCCCCUGGAGCAACUGAUGAGUGUAUUCCCUGCAGCCAGUGGUAACUUCCUUCCAGAUUCAUGGAGGGAAAAGAUGGUGGAUAUCGAUUCACCCAUCAUUGACUUAUAUCCAGACGACUUCCAGAUUGAUCUCAAUGGAAAGAAGUAUGCAUGGCAAGGUGUAGCAUUACUGCCAUUUGUGGAUGAACACCGGCUCCUGACAACUCUUGCAGGGGUCUAUGACAAUCUCACACCGAUAGAGAAGAAGAGAAACAGCAAUGGUCCCGAUCGUUUGUUUGUGGGAAAGCAUCACCCUCUCUAUAACUUCAUCAGAGAGCUGUAUGAGACGAACAGUCUUGAACAGGCUGAGCCUGAUACUGAUAUGUGCCCCUCACUUGCCCAUGGAGUAAGAGGAAAGAUUGGCAAUGAUGAGUUUGUUACUCUGCCUGGAAGACCUCACAAGUCACCAGUACCUCUACUGAGAGACAUUCCAGAGAGCUAUGUGUUAGGUGUGACAUUCCGUGACCCAAGCUACCCAGCAGAUUUCAUAUUUGAGGCUAAGAGAUUACCUGGAGCCAAGGUACCAGAUAAAGUCCUGAAGCCAGAGGACUUCUUGAAUGCCAAUGGGUACAGAGGUGGGCGUGGGGGUGGACGGGGGUACCGUGGUGGAGGACGUGGUGGAGGGCGUGGCUUCGGUGGUGGUGGCGGCGGCGGUGGAUACAGACCUCAGCUGGGCUUCCAGAGAAACAGCGGGUACAGAGAUGGAGUAGAUACCAGCGCUGCUCAGAGGAUGAUCAGGCAUGGAUUUGACACAAGUUAUGUUCCAACAAGGGACCAGGAUGUCCAAGAGUACUAUGGUGCUAUCCAGCUCUUCAACCAAUGGAAAAACCAGCAUGUACAAGGGGGUGCAGUCCUGUACCCCUCCUUAGCACCCCAAGGUGCACCUGUGAACCCGUACAGUGCAUCCAAGCCCCUCCCCCAGCUCCUGCAAGGUGCUGUGCCUUGUUCCAGCCAGUCCCACUUCCUCCCUAGCGCUUAUGCCAUGCCAGCGUGCCUAAGCCAACCCCAAGCAAGUUUGUCAAGACAUGGUGCAAAUCAGGGAAGGAAUGAUCAGUCUAUCUUGGGCCCUGCUCCCCCAGCACACCACGGAGGAGGAGGAGGAGGAGGAUAUGGAGGAGGGUACAACCAGAGGCAAGGAGGAUAUGGACAAGGAGGAUACAAUCAAGGAGGACAAUCUUAUAACAGAAAUCAACAGUCCAACCUAGGAUGGAACCGCAACCAGCAAUCGCAGGGUCAGGCCUACCACCAGAACCAGCCCCGCUCCCAUAGCUAUGGGGCACAUAAUAACCAAGGUUAUGGUGGUUAUAACCAGCAGCAGCAGGGCUAUGGGGGACAGAGUCAGCAACGACAAGGAGGAGGAGGAGGAAAUAGCUAUGGCAACAGAGACAACAGGAAUCAAGGAUGGCAGGGUGGAAACCAGGGAGGAGGAGGAUACCCCAAGCCUCCUGGCCACUCCCAGAGGAGAUACUAAGAUGCCAUCCCGUUGAUACCGAUACAGCAGAAGCAUCACCAUUAGUGUCCCAUCAUCAUCAUCAUCUAGCUUCUGAGAGAGAGAGGGAUGAGUUUCUCUAAAUUUCCUCUAUCAACAAUACAUGUAUUUCGAAUGUACCUUUUAACUGCCAUGUUGUGACAUCUUCUAAGAACGAAAUGGCUUAUAGCGGAAGGCAUAGGUCAGGACAAUGUGGCACACUCAUUUUAACCAAAAGAAAAACAAAUAUUUCUGCUACCAUCAUGACAGCUCCAAAAUAUUGAAGAAAACUUUGCUUGAUUUUUUAUUUUUUCGUAGCAGUCUGUUAUGCCUGUCCUUUCUGUCAGUGAGAGAUUGAUGCUGAUUGGGAAGAUAGGAAUCAGUGAGGAGUUGUAAUUUGAAACAUACAGUUUUUUUAGAUGUUGUUUCUUUAAUUUCUUUUUAAUGACUGAACAGCCAUGUGAACCAUAUGUACCUGUCAGACUUUCCAGAAAAGGACUUUUGUGAAAUAGGAUGCGUUUGUGCAAACUGAUGGAGGAAAAAUUGUCUUGGUCUCUGAUCAACUUAUAUUGGUUGAGAUAGUGCUGCCAACAACAAAGAUGACCAUAUAUUUUUUGAGUAAUGGGUAUUAAUGCUCAGAUUGUGGUGUGAGAGAAGAAAUGUUACUUUUGAUACAUGUGCAGUUUAGGAUCACUAUUGCUGUGAUUAAUUUUCAUGGUUCAAAAUUCUCAAAUGGCAUCACAAUCUUCUUGGGUGAAUAAAGCUGCUCAAUGUUUAUUCAGAUUUUGUUUUAUUCAUGUCUGAAGAUGCACAUUAGAAGAAUGGUAUAUUUAUAUUGUGCUUUAUGUCAUCCCUCUAUUUCAAGUCACUCAUGAAUCACAUUUUCUUUUUAGCAACUAAGAAUGGAUUUUAACAAAAAAUGUCACCCGGUCUCACUUGAUAUCAAAAUGAAGAUGAGCACAUUUACUUUCAGGGUUUAAAAGAAAAUCAUGGAUUACAUGACAAUGUGUCAAUUCCCUAUAUAAGCUAGUUAUUACUUAAUGUAAAGUCACUAUUGAAACUUAUUUAUUAAUGUGAUCCUAACUGCUUGAAAAGUCAGAUGAUGUUGACAUUAAUGUGUACUACAUGUAUUUUUUUUUAAUAUGUAAGGUUCGUCUAUUUCUGCAGACAUGUACCUAUCUACUUCUUACAGGAUAAAUCAACAUUGACAUGGACAUUUAAAAUUAAUUCAUGUGCAGUCUUAAUAAUAAUAAGUAUUAUUAAAAUGUUUCAAAGACUAAUUGAUGGAGAAAGUACAUCAAUUGGUUUAGUAUCUUACUGUCAAUUAUUUUAAUCUCAUCAAUCUCUUUUUACAUUGCUGAAAUAGCUCUUUGUUGUGAUAGAUUCUUUUCAAUGAUGAUCCCUAAAUGAGUGAUGUGCCAGGGAUUUGUACCAUGUACCUUGUGGUUCACAGUUGAGAGGUUUGUCCACUGGACCACAGCACCUCUUUGUGCAAAUCACAAGUUGUUUUCACAGCUAUAUGCUGAACAUGCCUAGAAACACAUGAAAAUAUGGGAGAGGAUUGUAAUACAAUUUGUAGAAGAAAUCACAUUCCAAAUCUUUUUAAAUGGUUUUGUACUCAUUUUAUUUUAAUGUCCUUCACAAUCAGGCUACAUAAUUUAAUAUAUAUCAUGCUCUCAUAUUUUCAUACACAUUGAGGUUAUUCAAAUACGUGUUUUUUUCUGUUACAGGAAAAAACAAAACAUAAUGUCAAUGAUGUAUUAAAGGAAGCCUUUGAAUUUGUAAAAGGAAUCACAAAGAUUUCCGUUGCAGGAAAUUUGAAAUGUAGUCUGAAGUUAUUAAAUAUGUACCACAAGGUAAAACCCUUGUCUAUUUGCCUUUCCCCAUCUUUAGUUCCUAUAUUUCUUGUUGAUCUUUAUUAUCUGAAUUCUAUCGGGAAUAGAGCAAUUAAUCCUUUUUAAUAUUCAAAAGAGCCAUAACAAUUUAUCAGAACCAAAAUGUGAAACUAGAAAUCAAAAUUAUUGUCAUUUAAUAUUUUGUUGGGUGCUAGUAAAUUUUUAUUUUCAUAAUUUCCAUUUACCAGAUGGUUAGAAGAUAAAUGAAUGAAAUGAUUAAUGAGAUCUUUCUGAACAGUGCCAAUAUUCUACUCUUAUCUAUAGUAGUAAAGUUCACACAUGAUGUUUAAAAUAUGGAUACAUAACUUCAAGAGUGAUGCAAUGUGCCAUGUAAAGGUUUUUUUUAAAUAAUGUAUGAAAAAUAACCCUUGUUUUGAUAAUCCCCACUUGAAUACAUUUGCCAAUUAACAGAAUUUUUUUUCUUCCUUAAAUCAUUUUUUUUUUAAAUCUGGGCUCAGACUAUAGUAUUUACUUUGAUGUUGCAGGGACAAAAUAUCACAUCUAAAAUUUAAGUAUGGGUCUUUUUCAUUACAGCCAUAUUUAAUCUUUCAGGUUGCAUCAACUCUUGGGAGAAAACUAGACAAUUGAGCACGUAAUCAUUAAAAAAAAACACACGUUGUGUAGCAUGUUGUUCAUAGUAAGGAUUUUGAAUGUGUAAAUAUUAAGAGAAUGCAAUGAUUGUCUACAAACAGAAAUGUUUGUUACACAAACAGAAAAAGACUUGUAAAUUAAAAUGUUUGAAUUGGUGAAAAAAA
Messenger RNA from Strongylocentrotus purpuratus (purple sea urchin), 6037 nucleotides. RefSeq names its product 5'-3' exoribonuclease 2 (gene xrn2). Gene Ontology annotation, biological process: nuclear-transcribed mRNA catabolic process. Bases 109 to 3390 code for a protein of 1093 amino acids. Gene Ontology annotation, molecular function: RNA binding; 5'-3' RNA exonuclease activity. Gene Ontology annotation, cellular component: nucleus. NCBI's taxonomy places the organism in Eukaryota, Metazoa, Echinodermata, Echinoidea, Camarodonta, Strongylocentrotidae. The record is from RefSeq and is a predicted model, not a curated record. The transcript has 34 exons.